UGCCUCAGCCGCGGCUCGCCAGGCCAGGCCGGCCUCCAGAGCCUCGCGCGCGCUUGAAGUCGAGCGGCCCAUGGUCGGCGGGCUCUCGAGUGCCCCGAAAGGUGUCGCUGCGCGAGGUCUGGGCUGGGCGCAGGUGAGCCGGCGCGGCAGAGGGGCCGUCGUCGUCAAGGCCGGGUGUCGUCGCUGUGCAUCGUCAGCAGCCUUCGCCGCCGGCCCCGAGUUCUCUCAGUGGACCCCACCUCUCUCUACACGUCAGCAGCCGCGUCCCGUGGGCUAGCACUCUGGCAGAAAAUUGUGCGCGGUCGCAGACUUAGUGCCCAAGAUGGCUGCUGCUGCUGCUGCUUCUGCGCCGACCUCCCCGACAUCACCAGAGACACAUGGAGCCAAUGCGGCUGUGAUGGAAGAGAAAAAGCGGGCGGCGUCCAAGGUUGUCACCACGCUGUUCCCGCGCAUCCCCAAGGUCACCACUUUGCUGCUGGAUUUCUUCAUCAAGCGAGAGAACAACGUGGUACUAACCCGGGAGCCGCUGUCGCACUUCUGCCAGGAAGAAGUCGUGUUGGCCGCGCAAGACAUACUGGACAAGCUCAGCCGGCAGGUCAUCACUUACCAGGACGUCCGGGACACGGCCGAAAAUCUCAUAGGGCUGCACAACUUGGUGUUCAAGAAGGCCCCGGACAUCGCCAAGGAGCUGGGUGACAGCAUCCGCAAGAUGAUCGUCAUCAUCGGUGAGCUGGCCACGUCACUGGAGAAGGUGUCCGACGUUCCCCCCACCGACUGGAUGGGCGUUGGCGACACUGUCGUCGCCAAAACGGAGAAGCUCAACAUGGCCGAAAUCGCGCCCUUCUGGACCUACAUACCCAAGAUGAAGGACUUUCAUUGCGUGAAGCUUCUCGGAGCUGGUGGAUUCGGAGCCGUAUACAAGGCCCUAUACAAGCCAACGGGCCUGGUCUGCACUAUCAAGCUCGUGCCGUGCGACAAAUUCCAGCGCCACAAGCAAGCCUGCGUCGACAAAGUGACCGCCUCCAUCAUCAGGAACCCCUUUCUAGUGAAGUACUACGCCUGCUACUGCACUAAGGACGCUUACCUCACCGUGAUGGAGUACAUCUGUGGCGCGGAUCUGUUCCGAGUUGUGGAGAAAGCAGUGUACUUGCCGACCAAUGAGUGCCGUAUCGUGAUGGCCCAGCUCAUCCUCGCCAUCGAGCACAUGCACCUGAGGGGCCUGCUGCACCGGGACAUCAAAGUCUCCAACAUGCUCAUUAUUCCGGGUGGAAGAGUAAAGGUUAUCGACUUCGACACCAACAAGGUGUGCAUCGGGCACUACUCGAAACGCGUCUGCAAGGGCUACUUCACCAAGACGGCGCUGGAGUUCCGCGACGGUGAGUGCGCCGGCACGGUGCCGUACAUGGCGCCGGAGCUCAUCAAGCACCGCCCGUACGGCCGAGCGUGUGACUGGUGGUCGGCUGGCGCCACCUUCUACAAGAUGAUGACGGGCCGAGUGCCGUUCCGGGCCGAGGGCAAGGACAAUCUGAAGGACAAGAUCGUCAACGAGCCGCUCAAGUGGCCCAAGGUCGAGGUGCAUCCACACUCGGCCACGCCCGAGGCCAAGGACAUGGUCUUCAAGAUGCUCAAGAAGAACCCCAUCGAGCGGCUGGGUUCUACCACGUACGCCGAGAUAAGGGGACACCCUUUCUUCGCUGGCUUCAACUGGAAGUGGCUGGCGACGUCCAAGCACCUGUGCGACAUCCCGGCCAUCGGCGAGUGCAUGAUCCGACGCAAGGAAACCAGCAAAGGGACCGAGCGGCUAACCGUCAGUGCCACAGCCAACACGAAAAAGAAGCCUCUGUACAAGGUGGAGGACAUGGUGGACGUCGAGCCUGCAACACAGCGGGCGCUCUACACCUACACGUCGCCGAGCUUCAAGAAGAUGAUCAACUUUGCCAAGAAAUCUACCGGUCCGGUGCAGCUAAAGGACUCGUUCUUCGACACCAGCGGCGUGGAGUCCGAAGAACUGGACUAUAAGAAGGCCUCGGACACAGACGUCGCCGCUGGCAUACGCGCCUACAGUGGAACCGGCGUGUCCGCAGACAAGUCCAUCACAGCAAAGGAGAGGAUGGACGUCCUUUUGUUCCGAACAAAGAGUCUCGGCAAGUACUGGAGCUUUGGCGUCAACAUUAUCGAGGUGGAUGGGGAGAACAACAGGAGGUUCUACAUGGUCGAGAAAGUGAAGAGCGGCAGCCCGGCCCAAGUGUCACACGUCCUGGAAGGUGACAUCAUUGUGGCUGUCAAUGGGCAGGACGUGUCCCAGCUGCCCAUCGGAGAGGUGCGCCGCAGAAUGCAGGACUGCGGCGACCAGCUGGUGCUGACAGUGCUCUCUUCGAGUGCCUUCCGGAUGCUCGAGUCGCGCCGUGACAUGGACCAAGUGCUCAAGGCUGCGGGCAAGGACACCAUCCAGCUCAGGGCCAUCCAUACCACGUGCGGAGGCAGCGGAAACUACGGCUUCACGGCCUUCGAGGCCAAGGCGUGGAACGAGCAGAAGAAGGCGCUAGUACACUGCCACGUCAUCCAGAAGGUUACCAACGCUCAGGUCGUGACGCCUAACAAGUUCCUGUACCCGGGUGACGUGCUGCUCAUGGUGGACGGUGUGCCGGUGGACACCAUGGACCAGUACGGCGUGAGGAUGGCGCUCGCCAAGGGGGCCAACGAACUCAACAUCACCAUUGCGCCCAUGUCGCCGCUGAGACUUAAGAGGCCCUCGUACACCCGACUGCACGAGACGGUCAUGACGGACGAGAAUGUGCCCGAGCCGUCAGCCAAGGCCAUAAUCGAGCCACCGAAGCCCUGAUGGCGGCGCUCUCUUCUUCGGCCCAGUUCUCUUCACUGUUGUUUGUCAUGGACCAAGCAGACGCGGAAAGUUGUGAUCAACAGAGGUGGCUGUCCCCCCUCCCCCCCCCCUUUUUUUUCUUCACGAAACAGCAGCAAGACAUGCUCUCGCACUGAAAACAUGACUGCACGUAUAACCGCUGCAAGCAUGCAGUGGUUCCAUCUAGCCGUGUGUGCCAAGAAGCCCUCUAGAGAACGAAUUUCUUAACACGCAAUUAGGAAAAUAAAAAUUACGGACUUACGA
Molecule: messenger RNA, 3124 nt
Organism: Dermacentor andersoni
Lineage: Eukaryota; Metazoa; Arthropoda; Arachnida; Ixodida; Ixodidae
Product: ribosomal protein S6 kinase beta-2-like
Biological process (GO): peptidyl-serine phosphorylation; intracellular signal transduction
Cellular component (GO): nucleus
Molecular function (GO): protein serine/threonine kinase activity; protein binding; ATP binding
Source: RefSeq, a predicted model, not a curated record